UUUUAGUUUAUUUUGAUUCCAGCGAAUUCCUGAUACAGAUGACAGUGGAACGUCAAGUCAAGAACAGCUUUAACGCAAGCAUCCACGAUUAAAGAAUAAUAUACAGGGAUUAAUUGCAGCCAUUUUGACAGGACAGGUGGGAGUCUCUUAUCGACCUCUUCGGCGCUCUUAAUUCUAUUAAACCCUGUUAUCAGCGAGAAUGCCUGGGGCCGUAUUCGGGGACCGUGAUUGCGUGCCGAUGAUACAUCAGGGGAUUCGAAUGGGCGCCAAAGUAUACGCGAUCAUCUCGGAGUCAUCCCCUCUGCCUCGUGGACGAGGUGGUGGCAAUUUUAGUCCUUCCUUCUGUUAGGCUCAGUUCACCUCGGUUCUUCGAGUAUCGGAGAUGAGGUGCGCGGUUCGCGUAUAAGACAGAAGGGGACAUCCGAGUUGCGCAUUUUACGCUGCGUUACAACGCACUAACGGCGCGAUGACGGGGAAGGAUCAUGUGCAACUGGACCCUAUUCAGGAGGCCAUGGGCUCCAUGGGCCCUUGGCAUGCCGUUAUCGCAAUCUCUCUCUCCCUGGUCAAAUUUGCAGUCGCUUGGCAUCAAUUGUCCAUUGUAUUUUUGGCACCACCGACUAAUUUCACAUGCAUCUCCCCACCUUCGGUGGAUAAUGACACGAUAAUGAAGUGUAGCGUAAACGCAGGGAACGACACCUUUGAGAAGUGCACCGGAUUCGAUUAUGACAGGAGUAUAUUCAAGGAAACGAUAACCACCCAGUGGAACUUGGUUUGCGACUGGGAGCAAUUGGGAAAUUUUGCCCAGACGUGCACGAUGUUUGGAAUCCUGGUUGGAAACAUGAUUUUCAGUGUGAUGGCUGAUAGGAUUGGAAGGAAAAUACCUUUACUACUUGCUGUACUUUUGCAGUCAGUUAGUGGUCUGCUAAGUGCAUUUGCUCCUUGGUAUGAAUUAUUUCUGUUGCUGAAAUUUAUUUCGGCGGUAGCUACUGGUGGCACCAUGCUCGUCAGUUUUGUUCUGCUCAUGGAAAUUGUCGGCGUGGAAUGGCGCUCCAUUUUGUCCGUGCUAUUCCAUGUUCCGUUCUUACUUGGCCAUUUGAUUAAUCCCUUAAUCUCCUAUCUAACCCGGACAUGGUACGGCUUUCAACUUGUGAUAUCAAUUCCGCCGAUACUCCUAUUGUCCUAUUACUGGAUUAUCCCAGAAUCGCCCAGAUGGUUAUUAGCAGUCGGAAGAGUCGCCGAGGCAGAGCAAAUCCUGACUAGGGCGGCUAAAAGAAAUAAAAUGCCUCUGGGAAAUGUCAAGGCGGCCAUAGAGUCUCAUCAGAACAAUGUGGAACACAAGCCGGAGAAGACCCAGGAAACAUACAACCUGACGCAUUUGUUCAAAACUCCAAAUCUGAGAGUCAAGACUUUAUGUAUAUGUGCCAAUUGGAUGCUUUGUGGUACCUGUUUCUUUGGAUUAGCGCAAUAUAUGGGCCAGCUGGAUGGAAACAUCUUCAUCAAUGUGGCAGCUUCGGCCGCCAGCGAGUUACCCGGGACCGUGAUAGUCCUUGUGCUGAUCUCGCGAGUGUCUCGGUUAAAGAUUUUGAUGGGAGGGAACCUCUUGUCUGGUUUAGGCUUACUGCUGAUAACCGUAAUCGACAAUCCAACUGGCCAAGUCUGCUUGGCCACAAUGGGCCUUGCGGGAAUGGCUAUUAGCUUUCCGACUGUAUAUUUAUACAGUGGAGAAGUGUUUCCAACAGUUGUAAGAAAUGCUGGAAUUGGACUGGCGAGCGUUUGUGCAAGAUUCGGCAGUAUGAUUGCACCGUACAUAGCGACGAUGGGCUCGAUUAAACCAUGGUUGCCUCCUCUGUUAUUCGGCGUGGGCCCUCUUGUUGGCGCAGGUCUUUGCUUAUUGUUGCCAGAAACAAUGAAUUGCGAAUUGCCAGAGACAAUAGAGGAUGCGGAGAAUUUCGGAAAAAAAAAAGAUGCACGGGCUGUGGUACCUUCAUAAUACUGAAGCAGCUAUUUUUCUUUUAACGAAAAAGAAAGUAUCGACAUAUGUAAAUACCAUAUGACAUUCAGCAACUCAAUUUUAUGGACUGGGUUCAAUUAUAAAUUUAUCUUACAUGGUAAUACGAAUCAUGUAUGAAUUCCAAAAGUUUAUCUGUAGUACGGAACGUAAUCCGUAUAAAAUGAUGAAGGCAUCUCGAUUUUUUUUAAGAAAUAAGAUUAUUAUAAGAUGUAGAAAGUAUUCAGGAUGAAUUUUGCGAAAAGAUGCACCGUCUAUAAGCACGUCUCGUUACGUUUCUCAUUUGCACUUUCACUAGGUUCAUCUUACGUAUUCACUCAUUAAAUAAUGCAUUUAAUCUUUAUUUAAUGUACUAUUUUAAUUAACAGUAUACACGGAUUUUGUACAGAACACGUUUUGAGACGUAAAUGCAACGUCAAUUAUAAUAAUGACUUGCAGAUAAUAAUAACGUAUCGCAUAUAAUUGUACCGUUUCAAUAAAUCGAUGCAUAAAGUGCUUAA
Orussus abietinus is the source of this 2508-nucleotide messenger RNA. Its product is annotated as organic cation transporter protein. Gene Ontology annotation, molecular function: transmembrane transporter activity. The record is from RefSeq and is a predicted model, not a curated record. Gene Ontology annotation, cellular component: membrane. Lineage: Eukaryota; Metazoa; Arthropoda; Insecta; Hymenoptera; Orussidae. Gene Ontology annotation, biological process: transmembrane transport. The transcript has 9 exons. Bases 467 to 1990 code for a protein of 507 amino acids.